AUGACUGACUCUCCUACUGUUGCUGCCGCCCCACCCAAGCUUCCUUCUCACGUCAAGAAACCAAACGAAGAGGAACAUAAAAAGGCACUGGAAGAACUCAACGCGCGCAUUGACAAGCUCAAGAAGCAGCAGGAUGCAGUCAAGGAGAAAAUCAACAAGCUACCUGGCAAAUCAGACAACACUCGUCGGGAUGAGCUCCGUGCUCAACUUGCCGACUUGCGUGAUAAGCAAGCCGAAAUAAAAAAGGGCAAGCAAGCCGUGUUUGAACAAUUGGAUGCACUGAACGACUCGAUCCGUAAGAAGGUCAACAACAUCAAGUCAUUCCAAGCCAAGGUUCCUUACAAGACUAUUGCUGAGGUGGAUGAACGUAUCAAUGAACUCGAAAGCAAAAUCGAAGGUGGUAUGUUGCAAGAAAUCUCAUUGUUGAAGCGCAGCCGUACACAAGUGGAAGGAGUGGACGAACAACAAGAAGCUAUUGACAAAGAACGCACAAUCUAUAACGAACUGCGGAAAAACAUUGACGACAGCGACUCGAAGAAAUACAGUGAGCAAUACGAAAAGGCAAAUGCCGAGCUCAAGACGAUUCAAACCGAUCAGAACCAAGCACGAGAAGUCCGUAACAAACUGUACGACGAGCGAACACGGAUCAAGGGACUGUUGGACGAAGAAUACAACCAACUGCGCGCCAUGCGUGACGAACACCGCAAGGCUAAUGACGAAUACUAUACGUUUGUCCGUCAAUUGCGCGACUACAAGCGUGAGCAAGAAAAGUUGCGCAAGCAACAGAUGGAACAGGAGAAGCGUCAAGAGGCUGCUCAAAAGGAACUCGAAUUGGCUGCACUGCCUGCAUUCGAACAUGAAAUCACACUGUGCGACAACCUGUCCAACUUUUUGCAAAGCUUUUUGAGCGGAAACAACAGCAACAAGGAGGCUACGUUACCCGGUGGUCGUGAGCUCAACAUGCCCGAAGGUGUGGCACUGGUCAAGAAAUCGGACCGCGAGGAAGACUAUUUCGUGGGCGGUGGCAAGAAGAAGAAGGGUAGCAAGGGUGGCAAUGCUUCAUCAGUACCAGCAGCAAACAACAAGGAAAAGAAGACUGCAGAUGCGCUCAAGUUGCCAUUGUCUACGAUGGAAGGCUUCUUUGAAGUCAAGGUCACCGUACCCACCAAAGUCUCGGAUAUCCCCGAUACGCUCGAAAAGCUCAAGGAACGCAAGGAGCAGUACUUGGCUGAUCAGCCCAAGGUCACCGAGGAGAACAAGAAGCGGGCACAGGCCAAGAUUGAGGCUAUGCUCAAGAAGGAGGAAGAGGAAAAGAAAUUUGCUGACGCUGAGGCUGAGGCUGCCGAAAAGAAGGCUGCUGCCCCUGCUACCACCACCACCACCACCACCACCACUGAUGCUGCUGCUGCUGCUGCUGCUGAACCAGAACAAGAAGCCGCUGCUCCUGCUACUGAAUCUCAGUAA
Zychaea mexicana is the source of this 1464-nucleotide messenger RNA. RefSeq lists its product as uncharacterized. The record is from RefSeq and is a predicted model, not a curated record. Gene Ontology annotation, cellular component: ribonucleoprotein complex; nuclear outer membrane-endoplasmic reticulum membrane network; endoplasmic reticulum. Gene Ontology annotation, molecular function: mRNA binding. Bases 1 to 1464 code for a protein of 487 amino acids. Lineage: Eukaryota; Fungi; Mucoromycota; Mucoromycetes; Mucorales; Lichtheimiaceae. The transcript is spliced from 5 exons. Gene Ontology annotation, biological process: intracellular mRNA localization.